Microcebus murinus (gray mouse lemur) is the source of this 1991-nucleotide messenger RNA. It is a transcript of the gene IL3RA, whose product is annotated as interleukin 3 receptor subunit alpha. Gene Ontology annotation, biological process: cytokine-mediated signaling pathway. NCBI's taxonomy places the organism in Eukaryota, Metazoa, Chordata, Mammalia, Primates, Cheirogaleidae. The record is from RefSeq and is a predicted model, not a curated record. Gene Ontology annotation, molecular function: protein binding; cytokine receptor activity. Gene Ontology annotation, cellular component: external side of plasma membrane; membrane.
AGGGCUGGACAUGACCCCAGUAAACUGCACGCAGGCAUGUCACGCAGGGCACGGGGGUCACCUCCCUGUCCCAGAGGGGGACGGGGCCCGGAGCACCCCUGGCACCCCCAUCUAUUCCUGCCCGUCGGGCUGCACGUCCCACAGCAGGAAGUUGAGCAACCGCGUUCGAGCGGCGGGCGGCGAUUAUAGCUAUGGCUAUAGGGGAUACAGUGCCAGGAAAACUGGAACAGGAAACUGAGCCUUUCCGAAGAGGGUUUGCUCCGGGAAAGUCACCGGGGGUGACCCCGAGUCUCCGCCCCGCGGGGAGGGGUAAGGGGUCCGUGGCGGGCGCCUGUCAUGCCGGGGCCCCCGUGGGUGUGGCUUUUGUGGGGUGGGGAGGCUGUGAAACAGCUGGGCACGGACACCGACUGAGCUUUCGUUUCUCUGUGGGGCGACUUCCUUUGGCCCCGGCGGGAAGACAGCUGGACGGCCGUCUCGGGGCUGGGCCCCCGGGAGCAACUGGACUCGAGCCACGAGAGCCACGUGGCGGGACUGUCAUCCGAGUUCCAGCGUUUCCUGGCCUGCAGCGUGGCGCGUGCUUUCCUGCCUUCCGGACAGGGCUGGAGCCAAGAGCGUGCUGAGCACCAGGCACACGCCUGCUCCCGCGGUAGCCGCGGCCGCCAUGGCCGCCCUCUGGCUCGCGAUGCUGCUGACGCCGGCGUGCUGCCUGCUGCCCACCGGCCCGGAUCCAAACGCGCCGAUCAAGAACUUGCGGAUGGACCCGGAAACUAAACGGCUGACCUGGGACCUUAGUGGCAAUGUCACCAGGAUUAGUUGUACGAGAGAAUCAAGACCACCCGUGCGGGCGGUCAACAACAGCUAUUGCUUCUUUGCGUGGAGCUCCCCGUGCAAAGCCACGAACUACACGGUCACGGUGACCCACCCGCCAUUCUCCACGUGGAUCCUGUUCCCCGAGCCAGGCGACACACCCGGCGCAGCCGCGGAGAACCUGUCCUGCCGGGUGCACGACGUGGAUGUCCUGACGUGCGCGUGGGCGGCGGGCCGGGCGGCCCCCCGGGACGUGCAGUACGAGCUCUACCUGGAGGACGGGAAGACCUUGGCGCGGCACAGGUGUGCGCGCUACAACACGGACGCCCGGGGAACACACGUGGGCUGUCGCUUCGACGACAUCUCCAGAGUGUCCGGCUACCUCCAAGCCUUCCUGUUCGUGGUUACCGGCAGCAGCGGAGCCGCCCGCGUCCCCUGCACGGAGAUUUUCAAGCCGCUGUGUGAAAUCGAGAAAUUAACUCCUCCCAACAUUACCGCCGAGUGUAAUCAAACGCAUGCUUUCAUGGAGUGGAAAAUGUUAAGCCAUUUCAAUCGCGAUUUUAACUACGAACUUCAGAUACAGAAGAGCGCGGGGGCUGCAGCCAUGGAAACGGUAAACGUGAAAGAACACACCUCCUUCAUGCUCCCCAAUCCUGGCUCCUACACGGUGAGAAUCAGAGUGCGGGAGGAGUUUAACCGACUCCUGAGCGAGUGGAGUGCGCCCCGGCGCUUUGUGUGUGACCCAGAGGAGGACGCGCACACCCGUUCCUUGCGGACAUCACUGCUGGCCGUGCUGGGCGCGCUGCUGGCCCUGCUGCUGGCGCUGCUCGUCUGCAGACGGUUCUCGCUGAUGCAGAGACUCUUGCCCCCCAUCCCCCGCAUGAAGGACCCCAUCGGCGACGACUUCCCGCACGACAAGCUGAUGCCCUGGGAGGCCAGCAGAGAGGACGCGGAGGAGGACUGCGCGGUGGCGGAGGUGCAGCUCGCGAAGGAGACGUGACGCGGCCGCGGGGCCGCCUCCUCCGCAGGGCCCGCAGGCGGGGGCCAGGCGGGGGCCGCGAGGGGACUGCCGCGGAGGGGGCGACAGCGGGCCGCGCCAACGCCAUGCAGUCAGGAGGCGCCACCGGGGACAGAGAAAACUUUGGUGCUGGGGUUCCCCAAAUAAAGCGUUUUUCACACACUCC